Molecule: messenger RNA, 2469 nt
Organism: Cornus florida
Lineage: Eukaryota; Viridiplantae; Streptophyta; Magnoliopsida; Cornales; Cornaceae
Product: probable methyltransferase PMT2
Exons: 7
Coding region: 342-2183 (613 amino acids)
Cellular component (GO): endosome; trans-Golgi network; cytoplasm
Molecular function (GO): methyltransferase activity
Source: RefSeq, a predicted model, not a curated record
UUACAUUUUUUAAUGCAGUAUGAUAUGGACUAUAUAGUAGUAUACUAAUAUUUUUAGAGUGAGAGAGAGAGAGAGAGGGGACUGUUCGAUCUACAAAACUUCACAGUUCAUACCCAGCUAUCUCACACACACACACUUCGCUUUCGUCGCGAAGGAAAAUUAGAAAUCAUAGAAUUAUUUUCCUUGGAUAAAUCGCAUACACAUUGUGGAUCAAGCUAGGGUUUUCAGUUGGCAUUUGCUGUCACUGGCUUUGUUUCACCAUUGUUAUUAAAUCGCAGAGAAGAGAGAGAGUUUCGAGAUCGUCAAUCAGUAUUCCCCUCUCUUAAUGCGAUAGGUGUGUUAUGGCAACGAAAAUAAACACUGGUGACAGUAGGACAAGGAGUUCUGUAUCUAUCUUUAUAGUGGUUGGCCUGUGCUGUUUCUUUUAUUUACUAGGAGCAUGGCAAAGAAGUGGGUUUGGGAAGGGUGACAGUAUAGCCCUGGAGAUGACAAAGGGUGGGGCAGACUGCAAUAUCAUUCCAAAUCUGAAUUUUGAGACCCAUCAUAACGGUCAAGCUGGGGUCAUCGAUGAAUCUGAAUCAAACGCUAAAGUGUUUAAACCAUGCCACCCUCGUUUCACUGAUUACACACCCUGCCAAGAUCAAAAGAUUGCGAUGACCUUCCCAAGGGAGAAUAUGAUUUACCGAGAACGGCAUUGUCCUCCUGAAGAAAAAAAGUUAAAAUGCCUUAUUCCAGCACCCAAAGGAUAUGUAACUCCAUUUCCAUGGCCAAAGAGUCGUGACUACGUACCCUAUGCAAAUGCACCAUAUAAGAGCUUGACAGUUGAGAAGGCUAUUCAAAACUGGAUUCAGUUCGAGGGCAAUGUAUUUAGAUUCCCAGGUGGAGGAACACAGUUUCCUCAAGGGGCCGAUACAUAUAUUAAUCAGCUUGCUUCUGUGAUACCAAUUGAGAAUGGGACGGUUAGAACUGCUCUGGACACUGGUUGUGGGGUUGCUAGCUGGGGUGCGUACCUUUGGAAGAAAAAUGUUAUAGCUAUGUCAUUUGCACCAAGGGAUUCACAUGAAGCACAGGUUCAGUUUGCUCUUGAAAGGGGUGUACCUGCUGUUAUUGGUGUUCUAGGAACAAUAAAGAUGCCCUAUCCGUCAAGGGCUUUUGACAUGGCUCAUUGUUCUCGAUGCUUAAUUUCAUGGGGAGCAAAUGAUGGGAUGUACAUGAAGGAAGUUGAUCGAGUUCUUAGACCUGGCGGCUAUUGGGUGCUCUCAGGUCCCCCAAUCAAUUGGAAAAAUAACUACAAAGCAUGGCAGCGUCCCAAGGAGGAACUCCAGGAGGAACAGAGAAAGAUUGAAGAGAUUGCUAAACUUCUUUGCUGGGAGAAAAAAUCUGAGAAGGGUGAAAUUGCUAUAUGGCAGAAGACUAUGAAUGCUGAUUCUUGUCGUGCCACCCAAGAUAAUUCUCAAGCUACAUUAUGCAAAUCUGCAGAUGCAGAUGAUGUCUGGUACAAAAAGAUGGAGGCAUGUGUAACCCCAUAUAUCAAUGAAGUUCCUGGUGGAGAAAUAAAGGCUUUUCCUGACAGGCUUUAUGCUGUUCCUCCCAGAAUUGCCAGUGGAUCUGUUACUGGAGUCUCUGUUGAGACAUACCUGGAGGACAACAAAAUGUGGAAGAAGCAUGUAAGUGCUUAUAAAAAAAUUAUUAAAAUUCUUGACUCAGGAAGGUAUCGCAACAUUUUGGAUAUGAAUGCUGGGUUGGGAGGUUUUGCUGCGGCACUUGAUUCACCUAAACUGUGGGUUAUGAAUGUUAUGCCCACUAUAGCCAAGAAAAAUACAUUGGGUGUUGUAUACGAGCGAGGAUUGAUUGGCAUCUACCAUGACUGGUGUGAAGCUUUCUCCACAUACCCAAGAACAUAUGAUCUAAUCCAUGCCAAUGGUGUUUUCAGCUUGUACAAGGACAAAUGUAAUUUUGAAGACAUUCUUCUGGAGAUGGAUCGGAUUUUGCGACCAGAAGGUGCAGUAAUAUUCCGUGAUGAGGUUGAUGUGCUAAUAAAGGUGAAAAAGAUAAUAGCAGGAAUGAGGUGGGAUACUAAAAUGGUGGAUCACGAGGAUGGUCCCCUCGUUCCCGAAAAGAUACUGGUUGUUGUCAAACAGUAUUGGGUUACCGGGGAAAACAACUCAACGGCCUCACUAUGAAUGCUAUAAAUGAAAAGGUGGAACUCUGGCACAAUCCCGAGCUAGCAAUUCGCCUGCCUUCUACACAAGCCGAUGCAUGAAAUAUUCUUUUACCCACUUGGCGUUUUUGAUGAAAUUGGGUUCACCCCAAGGAGGGGACUCCAUGAUGUAUUUUUAACCAGAUGAUAAUUAACCUGUAAUAUUUAUGAUUAGCUAUAAAUGUUCUACACAUGUAGGAUUUAUGUUGUUUACAUUGUACUGUGCAAUGUCUCUGCUCGAGCUAAUGAGAAUACUGGUUUCGGCACAA